Molecule: messenger RNA, 502 nt
Organism: Tuber aestivum (summer truffle)
Lineage: Eukaryota; Fungi; Ascomycota; Pezizomycetes; Pezizales; Tuberaceae
Source: the annotation of a GenBank genome assembly
ACACGAUAACCAGUAGAAAAAACCAUGUCCGCGCCAAUAGGCCCCUACGUCCCACUACUGAUAAUGGCAGUGGUGACUUGGAAAGUGGCCAACUCCCCGUCAACGUCUUCUACAUCUACCGCCUCUUCCACCUCCGCCUAUGGCAGGCCGAAAAACCCAUACGUGAACACUUGGGGAUCUUCGAUAUCUGAGCGCGUCUCGGCUAGGAGUAUGUCCUCUUCCUCCUCCCCUCGUUCCUACUCGCGCCGGGAAAAAAGACUAACGGACAGUGCAGACGCCAGACAUUCGAGAACCGGGAGUUCGCCGAGGAGUCUUGCGGCGAGUACGGGUGGACAUGGAUAUGGACAUGCUAGGCGGGGGUCGCGGCCCAUGCCGCUGGGUGCUGGGAGGGGCGUAAGGAUGAGUAGGGUAAUGGGCGGGGUUCCGUACGGUGCUCGGGGACCGGCGGAGGGAGGAGGCGUAGGAGGAGGAGGGAGGCGAUAGCCUUCGGAUAGGCUAUGGG